GUCAGUGAGAAGUAACUGGAAGGGCGGGUCCUGGGUUCUAUUCAGAUCAAGCCUCCUGGCCCCCAGUGCUGAGAGCUUUCCAGAACACCAGCUCGGGGCGAGCCCAGGCCCUUUGGAUUCACUCGCGUUCGCUCAGUCUCCGUCGAGCAGCUGGCUCUGAGCCCACCAGAGGCAAGGGGGUAUCUAGCUUGCGCACCAGAUGGGCAUCUCCGCACACUGCCGUCCCCGCCUCAACGGGACUCAGCCUAUGGGAGACCCUGACCAUCUCCACAGGCGCCGGGGCAGGCCGCGAGGGACCCAAACCCAAGUGUGCCAGGCCGGGCCGAAGAAGUGUAGGGACACCUGGUGGCUGCGCGCUGACAGCGGAGGAGGGAGGCGCUGACACCGAUUCCUGGGUAAGGCUCUUCGAGCUGCAGCCCAGAUCCAGAAACUGAAAUACAAAGAUGAAGGGACUGAGGUCAUACAGCAAGUUAAGUGACGGAAGUGGAAUCUGAACCCAGAUGCAAGAGGAGGGACCACAGGACGUGGUACUGAGGCCUGCCAGCAAAGGAACUGAGUGGAACCGACUUAAAACAGUAUUAAAAAACUUGUCGCUCUUGAGGCUGCUCAAGAGCUCGAACCCCCGGAUCCAAGAACUAUAUAACCUGGCCAAAAGAUGGAAUUCACUGUUCAGGGUUCUGAGGGUCGUCAGGAUCUCUUCUGGGAACGAUGACAUCUGCAAUAAACUGGAACACAAUAGCGAAGGGCUCCAGGAGGCGAGGUGCCCCAAGAGCAAACUGAAAUCCAAGAAAUUAAAGUCCAUAGGGGAGCCCGAGGUGGGGUUGGGAAAGACGAACAAGGCAGAGCAGCUACCUGAAGCAGAGCCACAGAAAGAAGAGCAGGUGGAGCCCAAGGUCCCAACGACAUUGAAAGGUCAUAGCCUGACCAGUAGCUCCAGAACUCAAGAGAGGCAACCACCCACCAGGAACCCCCGAGUCGACUUCCUGAAGACCCACCAGCAAAGAACUCCCAUGGGGAACAUGAAGCAGCUGGAAGCAGCUGAUCAGUGGGUCUGGUUUGAGGGGCUGCCCACGCGCGUCCACCUCCCAGGGCCCCGGGUGAUGUGCAGAUCAUCCCCCCUGCGCUGGGUCAAGCGCUGCUGCACCCGCUUCUGCUCCGCAUCGCUUGAGUUGCCUAUGUUCCACCCAUACAGGGUGGUGCGACCUUGGAUGGCAGCCAGAGCUGUGAGGCGACGCGGUAGAUUGCGGAUCAUCUGAGCGGGAGGGACGGACCAGGAAAUUUGCGAGUCUACAAAUAAAAUCUCCCAUAUGGCACUGAAGAUACUACCGCUGACUCUGCCUGUUUGGGGCUGGAGACGUUGGAGGAAACGGGCCCUCAGCAAAGGCGGGGGUGGGGGUGGGGAGGCGCGUCACAACUUCAGGCUUCUCCCACCCCAUCCCAGGCGCCCAAGGUCAGUCUAGCACCUGGAACAAAAAAGCCAGCGAACUGGCCUCCUGCGUGACACACUCUAUUAAGUCAUAACAGGGGAAGAUUUAUCGGGUGCUUUCUGGGUACAGGCCCAGGUAUGCCACAAUGGUCCUUCAAGCCACGGAGAUGGAGAAUGGCGGCGCCCAGACGGGAAGUGACUCGCCCAGGCUCCCACAGCGAGGAAGUAGUGGAGCAAGAACUCCACUCUAGGUCUCCUUGAUGCUCUCCAUUUUAUUCUCCGAAGAGAGGAAAAAGGCGCAGUGGAGUGUCCAGCCCGUCACUCACGCUCAUUGUGCCAUGCGGGGUGUCAAUAAACGGGUGUCAGCUGGGCCCUGAAAUGUGCCCCACCUGGGUCACAUGGAGCACCGAGUCAGGCGGGGAGUUGGUACUGCAUCUCUACAGCUCCCGUGUGACACGGCACGUCCACCCUCCAGUCCCAAGUCCUGGUCGACCCCCUCCGGUUGGGGUCACCCCCUGCGGGGCACUGAACAAGCAGCUGGGGAGCGGAAAACCCUGGGAGUCCAGGCUUUUUCUGGGUGAAGACGAUAAUUCUCCAUAUUCCCUAGAGGCAAGCUGCGCCGAGUGGGUGCCCUGGGAAAAGCAGCGCAGCCAUCUAGGGGCGCGGAGCCCUCCCUCAGGGAGCCAGGGCAGUGCCCGA
Manis pentadactyla (Chinese pangolin) is the source of this 2125-nucleotide messenger RNA. It is a transcript of the gene TP53TG5, whose product is annotated as TP53 target 5. The record is from RefSeq and is a predicted model, not a curated record. Lineage: Eukaryota; Metazoa; Chordata; Mammalia; Pholidota; Manidae. Bases 501 to 1256 code for a protein of 251 amino acids. The transcript is spliced from 6 exons.